Acanthamoeba castellanii str. Neff is the source of this 2070-nucleotide messenger RNA. RefSeq names its product SH2 domain containing protein. The coding region runs from base 1 to 2070 and encodes 689 amino acids. Gene Ontology annotation, biological process: defense response; regulation of cell population proliferation; cell surface receptor signaling pathway via JAK-STAT. The transcript is spliced from 14 exons. Gene Ontology annotation, molecular function: DNA-binding transcription factor activity, RNA polymerase II-specific; RNA polymerase II cis-regulatory region sequence-specific DNA binding. NCBI's taxonomy places the organism in Eukaryota, Discosea, Longamoebia, Acanthamoebidae. The record is from RefSeq and is a predicted model, not a curated record.
AUGCAAGGCGGAGGGCCGGCCUACCCGGGUGGCGGCAUCAAGAUGGAAACCGGCCAACAGCAGCCUGCUCCCCUCCUCCACGCCCCUCCGAAUUCUGCCCCCUCUUUCCUCUACCACCACCCCCCCUCCCCCUUUGGUCUUCACCCCGCCACCACUCCCGGCGGAGUGGCAUUCGGGCAGCAGCAGCAGCAGCAGCAGCAGACGCACGUCUCCAUGGGCGUGGCACCCGGAGGAGGAGUAGCAUCGCCCUUACAGCACCAACAGCAGCAGCUGCACCAGCAGCAGCAGCAGCAGCAGCAGGGGGUGCCGAUGCACGCGAUGCUGGGCGUACCGUCCCCCGGUGGUCAGCAGGCACUGUCUCCUCCGUCGACGGCCGCCGCCUUUAGCUCCCCGCACCAGCACCACCACCAACAGCUGCAGCAGCAGCAGCAACAGCAGCAACAGCAGCUCCUCCUCCAGCAGCAGCAGCAGCUCCAGCAGCAGCAGCAGCAUUUCGCGUCCCAAACGGCGCACAUGCAGCAGUUGAGGCAGGCGGGCGGGCUGCUGCUGGUGCAAUCGCCAGCGACAGUAGUAGCAGCAGCACCGGUGGCGGCGGCGGCGGCGGCAGCGCCUGGCGGCCCGGCGCAGCUGCAGGUGCCAUCGACGCUGGAGGGGUGCCAGCAGGUGCUGGAGGAGAUCUACAGCUACAAGCAGCAGCAGAAGGACCAGCUGGAGAAGAUCCGCCAGUUCCAGAAGCAGCUCAUGAUGCGGCCGCAGAAGGAGGGCUACGACGUCCUGCUCCAGCAGCACGCCCAGCUCAAGAACCAGAUCGCCGAGGAGCUGCGCACCCUGCAGGCCCUCUUCCAGCAGGUCAUCCUGCCGCCCGCCGAGAUCCACAAGCUCAUCUACCUCCUCCAGGACCUCAAGCUGCAGCAGAUCCAGCUCGAGCUCUUCCAGCAGGAGCUACAGCGCCUCACCCUCGCCCCCCACCACCCCCACCUCGCCCGCCCGGUGUGUGCGCUGGUGAUCGUGGAGCAGCCCCUUCCGAUGGUGGUCACCAAGGGCAAGCAGCUCGAGGACGACCCUGUCGUCGUGCAGCUCCUCACCGGGGCCAACGUGGAGAUUCAUUCGUUCUCGAAGGUCAAGGUGGCCAUGAUAUGCGACAACCAGCAGGUCAAGACCAACUCCUCGUCGUCGUCCAAGGCCAUCGAAAACGACACCCAGACUAUGGACGGGGUGCGUCGCAUCGCCAAGUUCUACCUCAAGUUCCUCACGGGCACCCGGAAGAACCCCGUACGGCUGCGGUUCGGGAUCCAGCUCCAGAUCAACCAGAACGGCGCCGCCCAGACCGUGACGGUGGAGAGCAACUCGUCGCGCCCCUUCAUCGUCAUCACCAACGAGUGCCAGUGGGAGGAGUCCGAGGGCAUCCUCCUCAAAAAAGGACGCCUUUGGCGAGCAGGGCGAGGUGACUUCGCGAACGUGCUGCAGAGGCACUUCCUGCGGGCCACGCGGCAGGACCUCAUCCGGCCCACGCGGCAACUGUCCGAUCUCGAUUUCGAGUACCUCAACCAGACCUUCUUCGAGGGGGUGCAGGUGAUCGGCCAAAAGAGCUACGACGCCUUCUGGGAGUGGUUCGGGAAGGCCGUGCAGAAGCUGCGCUACCAGCGACACAUCUGCCCCCUCUGGCAAACCGGCCUCAUCUACGGAUUCUUGACGAGGGAGGGCGUCAAGGCCGCCCUCAUCAACGAGGAAGUGGGCACCUUCCUCAUCCGCCUCAGCGAGAGGCACCCGGGCCUCUUUGCCGUCGGGUACAAGACGGACGACGCCGACGUGCAAAAGAGCGUGCGGCACUACCUCGUGCAGCCAGAGGACACCGCGGGAGCCAAGAAGACUCUGCCGGACUUCCUGUUCACCUGCCCCGCCUUCCAGUUCCUCCUCGUGGUGACCAGCGACGUGGAGAACGGCACCCCGAAGCUGCGCAAGUUCGCCAAGGACGUGGCCCUCCAGCCCUACUACUCCAAGAAGAAUCCGGUGGCCAAGGCCAAGGGCUACGACGACGAGAUCCCCAUCCCCAACAUGCUCAGCCCAUGA